Messenger RNA from Cladocopium goreaui, 1079 nucleotides. Lineage: Eukaryota; Dinophyceae; Suessiales; Symbiodiniaceae. The record is from the annotation of a GenBank genome assembly.
AGAGGAUCAUUGCUUUGGGUGCCAAUUGGUCGGGUGUUGUUUCUACGACUGAUGACACCAUCCGAGUCCGGACAGGUAUGCUCUGGGGCGAGGUGAUGCGAGUGCUGUGGGAGAAGAACAAGGCUCCCAUGGAUCGCCCAGCCUUCGACCAGAUGUCCAUUGGAGCCUCGGUGCGCGUCGCAGCACAUGGCUUCCGAAAGGACGGAUGGUUCAUCGACUUCCUGCGGGCCGUGCAGGCCGUCGAGCGUGGCACUGGCAAGGUGGUGGAAGUGAAGCGUGGAGAUUACAACUGGUGGAAGGUGGUCUUCGGAACAGACUACAUCGUGACAGAGGCGGAGUUUGAGACCCAACCGAACCGCCUGGUCUUCGUCACCGGUCAAUAACAACCAGCUUCCGCAUCCACGACUCAACAGGAGGUGGACCAGUGGGUUCAAACAGAGGCCUUUGGAUGGAGGGAUGCUCCCUAUGUCAACAUGAGCAUCAACGGUGUUGCGAUCAAUCGGAAAUGGUACACACUUGACCCUGUGGGUGUUGAUGAGAAGACUCAGUCGUGCUUGGAUUAUGCAAGGCGUUUGGUGUGGGCUGAUACCCCUGGCAUUGACAGCUUGGGUGACGCGCAGACCAUCAUCCAGCAGAAUUUUCUCAUCUCCUUCUACUGCGGUCGGCAAUUUCUCACCAUUGCCAACGUGGAACUCUUUGUAAAGACGGAGGAUCCCUUUGACUGGGACAAGAUUGCCUUGUUCUUGGUGAAGUUCCAUGCAAAGUACUCUGGCCGAACCGAUCUUCGCGAGCGCAGACGCAAUGGUUUCACAAUCACAGCCUUUGACGCGGUCGUAAACACUGGAGAAGAAAUUGCUCCAUGGUUCGACAUGCUCUACAAUGACCUGAAGAUCAAGAGUGGCACGCCUCAUCCUGGAAAAUAUGUCGUGGCCGAUGCUGGCAACAUCCAGCUGAUUGAUCAUCCAAAGUUUUGGAUCGAUGCCAGCGAGACGUUCUGAAGACGUUCUGAAGACGUUCUGAUCUUCAAGGAGUCUUGGUGCAUCUGCGAAGUGUAUAGAAUCGUGUUGGUGGUUUCAGAG